This is a messenger RNA of Pseudocercospora fijiensis CIRAD86, 708 nucleotides long. RefSeq lists its product as uncharacterized. The transcript has a single exon. Gene Ontology annotation, molecular function: hydrolase activity. Lineage: Eukaryota; Fungi; Ascomycota; Dothideomycetes; Mycosphaerellales; Mycosphaerellaceae. The record is from RefSeq and is a predicted model, not a curated record. The coding region runs from base 1 to 708 and encodes 235 amino acids.
AUGAACCGCGAGAUCGCGUUGAGGGAGAGAUGUGUUGUGGUGGCGCCGCAGUAUCGUCUUGCUCCGGAGCACAAGUAUCCCGUCGGCAUCAACGACUCAUGGUAUGCUCUCAAACACAUUGCUGGAAAAGCUUCCAUCUUCGGUGGUGAUCCUGCAUUGGGCUUUGCGAUUGGUGGCGAGAGUGCUGGUGGUGUCGUUGCAGCAGCAUUGCAGCUACGAGCUCGUAAUGAGAAGUUACAGCCACCUCUUACCGGAGCUCUCUUGAGUGCUGGCUCCUACUUCAAUCCUGACAACCUCCCGCCAGAAUACAAGCACGUCUACCGCUCUCGCUAUGAUGACCUCUGCAAGAACUCGCCAAUGCUGAGCGCCAAAAGCGCAAAGGCGUUUUCCGACUGUCCUGCUGCGGACUGGACUACUGCUGACUAUCGUGCUGCUCUGGACCCUCAGAAGCAUGUCGAUUGGCCGCGGACUUAUGUGCAGACUUGUGGUGCGGAUAUGAUCCGAGAUGAUGGUAUUAUUUACCACGACUUGCUGCGGCAACGGGGCGUGGAAACGAAGCUGAGCGUGUAUGAAGGCGCUCCGCACUGCUUCUGGUUCUUGUUCCCUGAUACGGUCCUGGGCAAGAAAUGGAGGGAGGAUACUCACUCGGGUAUAUUGCUUGGCUGCUGCGCAGAUCUUGAAGAUUGCUUGCGUUCACUACUAAAAUAA